GGGGAAAAUCUAAACACACCGGCCCGCAGUUCUUCCUUCAGGGCCAACAGCAAGGGCCCCGCCACACCCAAACGGGUGAGGUCUAACAGGAGUCGCGCCCAGUCGCCCUGCUCCCCCUGCCAUUACCCCCCCUCCCCACUGCGGCAGAGGGCCGCCACCACCCCCGGCACCGACGACAGGGCUCACCCCGAGGUCAAAGGUCACAGCACCCUGGAGAGGAAAUCCACCAAAUCUGAGACCUCGGAGAAAAGGAUCCCAAAAUCCACCAGCAAAGAGCUGAACGCAGAGUCUCCGGGAACGCCGACGGGCCGGAGCGUCGGUGGGACGACGGACGCCGAGGAGGCGUCCAGGCUGCUGGCUGAGAGACGCCGACUGGCCCGAAUACAGAAGGAGCAGGAGGAGAGACAGCGGCAGGAGGACGAGAGGCUGAGGGCCGAGGAGGAGCAGAGGAGGCAGCAGGAGGCCAAAGGGAGGCAGGAGAGAGACGCUCUGCAGGCCGAGGAGGAGAGAGUGAGGAGGGAGGAGGAGAGGAGGAACAAGGAGGACGAGGAGAGACGGCAGAAGGAGCAGAGAUGGAAGGACAUGCAGGAUCAGCUGGACAGAGAGAGGGAGGAGGCCUGCCUGCGAGCCCAGAGAGAGGCCGAGAGGAAGAGGCAGGAGAGAGAGCUGCUGCACAUCCAGGAGGAGCAGGAGAGGCUGCAGAGGAAGAAGAGAAUUGAGGAGAUCAUGAAGAGAACGAGGAAGAAUGAAGCGGAGCCUCUGUCUGGUGCUGCAGCGUCUGACUUGAGGCCGGAGGCGGCGGUCCCGUCGGAGGAGGACGUCCCGACUCCAGCCGAAGCCCCCGUCAUCAUGCUGGGACCCCUGGAGAAUAAGGGCUUUGUGGAGGAGCUGUCUGACGGAGUCCAGUCCAUGGACGUCAGGUGAGACGUCUUCGUUUGUCUCUGCUUGUCCCACCUGUCUUCCUAGGUGUCGUCUACGUCUGCAUUGAGGUGACUCCCCACGUACCAAUCAGACUUUCUUUAUCCAGUCUCGCAUUUCAUUGUCAUCACAUGCUGCUCGUCCAAACCAGACUGACUGUAAGAAGUGGUCGCAGUCAUCGUGACGUCACUCGUUGGUUUGUGGAUGUUUUUGAAGCCUCGAGUUCGGCGAUUUCGCCGUCGCCAUCUUUACGGCUGUCAGCAUAUUGGGCUUUUUUUGCAACCAGUGAACAGGAAGUGACCAUAUGUGGAUUGAGGAGGAGUGACGUAGAGA
Molecule: messenger RNA, 1251 nt
Organism: Anarrhichthys ocellatus (wolf-eel)
Lineage: Eukaryota; Metazoa; Chordata; Actinopteri; Perciformes; Anarhichadidae
Product: MAP7 domain-containing protein 2-like
Exons: 7
Biological process (GO): microtubule cytoskeleton organization
Cellular component (GO): microtubule cytoskeleton
Source: RefSeq, a predicted model, not a curated record